CCUGGUACUUGGAGUCCCUUUCUUUUCUUUGCCGGCUAGUGACCCAGAAACCUCCCCUGGCUCUCGCGUCAUGAGUGGCGCCGGCGCAGAGCUGGAGGGAGGCGGGAACGCCGUGAGGUGAGUGUGGCCGGCUGAGCUGAGGCAAACUUCGGCGGGGCCGCCAGAGCUUUCCUGCCGCGCAAUGGCGCCCCCGGCAGCGUAGAGGCCCAGAGACCGCGGGGAGCCGCAGGCUGUCGUCCUUCCGCGGUGUCCGACCGAGAGAGUUCUGGACGCUGUGACCAUGUCGGUGCCACUAGCCAAGCUGCCCUGCCCGGAGCCUAGUGUUAGCACUGCUGACAAUCAAGAGGUGGAUGCAAAUUCGCCAGCAGUGUGACUGAUACCUGGUGUUAGGAGCAUAUCGGUGCCUUCAAACCUUAAAACUUAAUAUUCUACCUCUGUGUGCUGCAAGAUGGUCUUCAACUUCUGUUGUACCUCGAAUUACUACCCACUAUACUAUUUAUCCCCGGGAUAAGGACAAGCGAUGGGAAGGAGUGAGCAUGGAGAGAUUUGCAGAAGAGGCAGACGUGGUGAUCGUUGGUGCGGGCCCUGCCGGGCUCUCUGCCGCUGUCCGUCUGAAGCAGUUAGCUGCAGAGCGUGAAAAGGAUAUCCGCGUGUGUCUCGUGGAGAAAGCUGCUCAGAUAGGAGCCCACACGCUCUCAGGAGCUUGCCUUGAUCCAGGGGCUUUUAAAGAACUCUUCCCAGACUGGAAGGAGAAGGGGGCUCCACUUAAUACUCCUGUAACAGAAGACAGAUUCGGAAUUUUAACAGAGAAAUACAGAAUUCCUGUGCCAAUUCUUCCAGGUCUUCCAAUGAACAAUCAUGGCAAUUACAUUGUACGCCUGGGACAUUUAGUGACCUGGAUGGGAGAACAAGCCGAGGCCCUUGGUGUGGAAGUAUACCCUGGUUAUGCUGCUGCCGAGGUCCUUUUCCAUGAAGAUGGUAGUGUAAAAGGAAUUGCUACCAACGAUGUAGGAAUACAAAAAGAUGGUGCCCCGAAGACAACGUUUGAGAGAGGGUUGGAACUGCAUGCCAAAGUCACCAUCUUUGCAGAGGGUUGCCACGGACAUCUGGCCAAGCAGCUCUACAAGAAGUUUAAUUUGAGGGCUGACUGCGAUACCCAGACCUAUGGGAUUGGACUGAAGGAGUUGUGGGUCAUCGAUGAAAAGAAGUGGAAGCCUGGGCGGGUAGAUCACACUGUUGGCUGGCCCUUGGAUAGACACACGUAUGGAGGCUCUUUCCUCUACCACCUCAAUGAAGGGGAGCCCCUCGUGGCUCUGGGCUUUGUGGUUGGUCUGGACUAUCAGAAUCCAUACCUGAGUCCCUUUAGAGAGUUCCAGAGGUGGAAACACCACCCCAGCAUUCAGCCGACCCUGGAAGGUGGAAAAAGGAUUGCCUACGGAGCCAGAGCGCUCAAUGAAGGUGGCUUUCAGUCCAUACCAAAACUCACCUUUCCUGGUGGCUUACUAAUUGGUUGCAGCCCUGGUUUUAUGAAUGUUCCCAAGAUCAAAGGUACCCACACAGCAAUGAAAAGUGGAAGUUUGGCAGCAGAAUCAAUUUUCAGUCAACUAACUAAUGAAAAUCUCCAGUCAAAGACAAUAGGACUCCAUGUAACUGAGUAUGAGGACAAUUUAAAGAAAUCUUGGGUAUGGAAAGAGCUGUAUUCUGUUAGAAAUAUAAGACCAUCCUGCCAUGGAAUCCUGGGUCUAUAUGGAGGCAUGAUUUACACUGGAAUAUUCUACUGGAUAUUGAGAGGAAUGGAGCCUUGGACUCUAAAACAUAAAGGUUCUGACUCUGCUCAGCUCAGACCAGCCAAGGACUGCACACCAAUCGAGUAUCCCAAGCCUGACGGCAAGAUCAGUUUCGACCUCUUGUCGUCUGUGGCUCUGAGUGGUACCAACCAUGAACAUGACCAGCCGGCACACUUAACCCUGAAGGACGACAGCAUACCUGUGAACAGGAACCUGGCAGUGUACGAUGGGCCUGAGCAGCGCUUCUGCCCUGCAGGAGUGUAUGAAUUCGUACCAUUGGAACAAGGUGAUGGAUUUCGGCUCCAGAUAAAUGCCCAGAACUGUGUGCACUGUAAAACAUGUGAUAUUAAGGAUCCAAGUCAGAAUAUUAACUGGGUGGUGCCUGAAGGUGGAGGAGGUCCUGCUUACAAUGGGAUGUGAGCUGUAACUGAUAACAUUCGCAGGCACAUUUCAUAAUCAGACUGCUCAAAAUGCAAAUGUGUGGCAAACUUAACUUGAACAAAUAUCCUUCAGAAAAUAAGUAUCAGUAAAAUAAAAAUUUUAUACAAUAUCUAA
Messenger RNA from Heterocephalus glaber (naked mole-rat), 2342 nucleotides. RefSeq names its product electron transfer flavoprotein dehydrogenase (gene Etfdh). Lineage: Eukaryota; Metazoa; Chordata; Mammalia; Rodentia; Bathyergidae. Gene Ontology annotation, cellular component: mitochondrial inner membrane. The record is from RefSeq and is a predicted model, not a curated record. Gene Ontology annotation, molecular function: iron-sulfur cluster binding; electron-transferring-flavoprotein dehydrogenase activity. Gene Ontology annotation, biological process: electron transport chain.